UGACGUAAUCAUUCCGCGACUCACCAUAUACCAACUUCCAGCAUGCGUGUCUGGCUCUCACUACGAGUUUUAAGUACAGAAGUAGAUACGUGUGUUUAACUUAUACUAACGUGACAUACCUGAGCGUGUUUUGGAUUAACACCUGUAUUUGAAUCCAACAUGAGUUCGUCAAUGCCACAGAAGCGCUACUACAGACAGCGAGCCCACGCUAACCCGAUGGCUUAUCACUCGUUUGAUUAUCCUGUCUGUCCUGAGAAGAUGGACUGGUCCGAGCUGUAUCCAGACGUGUUCACUGGCAGUCCCUCUGAUAAAGAGUCCCACAGGGUUGAGUUUGCAGACAUUGGAUGUGGAUAUGGGGGGCUUUUAGUGGAGUUAUCUCCACUAUUCCCAGACAAGCUCAUGCUGGGCCUCGAGAUCCGAUUGAAAGUAUCUGAUUAUGUUCAGGAUCGAAUUCAGUCACUACGUACCUCUGAGCCAGGGAAGUACCAGAACAUCGCCUGCCUUCGCGGGAAUGCCAUGAAAUACCUCCCCAACUUCUUCUCUAAAGGACAGCUCAGUAAGAUGUUCUUCCUCUUCCCUGACCCUCACUUUAAGAAGACCAAGCACAAAUGGAGGAUCAUCAGCACCACACUGUUGGCAGAGUACGCCUACACACUGAGAGUUGGGGGUUUGGUGUACACCAUCACAGAUGUUGAGGAAGUGCACCUCUGGAUGGUGAAACACUUCACUGAACAUCCACUGUUUGCACGUAUCUCUGAUGAAGAACUGGUUGGUGAUGUCAUCAUAAGUCGUUUGGGUACCUGCACAGAGGAAGGAAAGAAAGUACAGCGGAAUGGAGGGAAGAAUUUCCUCGCCGUUUUCCGGAGGGUGGAAGAUUCAAUUUAAGACCAACUGGUUUGGACAUGUGUGUUGAACUGAAAUAAGAGUCAAAUGCAGCUGUCUUUAUGGAGGAUCCUGCUGCACUGUGCAGCCAGAGGCCAUGGCUUUUUCUUUUUCAACAGAUGAACAGUUUUUCAUGUAGAAAUGGACCAACAUUUACAUCAUUUGAGAGUUGAGUAUUUCACACUUUGUUUUUCCAUCACAAGGGAAGCAGAUCAAGAUUGGAUCUCUAUGAAGACUCUGCUUAAGGGGUGUUUUUAAAUUGAAUUUCACUGAUGUUUUUCAUUUUCUUUUGCAAGACUUCAGUGCAGUGCUGGUUUGGAUUACCUGUAAAUCUUGAAAUUAUUUUAAUAAAACCAAAAAGGCGGGAUUGUUUGUUUUGCAUGUUA
Notolabrus celidotus (New Zealand spotty) is the source of this 1268-nucleotide messenger RNA. It is a transcript of the gene mettl1, whose product is annotated as methyltransferase like 1. The transcript is spliced from 6 exons. Gene Ontology annotation, molecular function: tRNA (guanine(46)-N7)-methyltransferase activity. Gene Ontology annotation, biological process: RNA (guanine-N7)-methylation; tRNA methylation. NCBI's taxonomy places the organism in Eukaryota, Metazoa, Chordata, Actinopteri, Labriformes, Labridae. Bases 160 to 885 code for a protein of 241 amino acids. The record is from RefSeq and is a predicted model, not a curated record. Gene Ontology annotation, cellular component: tRNA methyltransferase complex.